AAACAGUGUAAAGGCAAUAAUUUAAUCUCAUAGUUAACAUUAGAGAAUGAUCUUAUCUAAAUAACUACUGCAAAGAGGAUAGCAUUGGACAGCGGUUUAUCUUUAGCAUGAUGUUCCUCUUCAGUGAGCGUCAACAAACUUACCACCGCAGACCAAACUCAAGACAUUCGAUUUCACAAACGAACGCAUGCGAGGCAGUUACAGACUAAAUACAUUGGAAAAUGGUUGCAUGCUAUUACUAACUGCCUAAAGUCAAACAAAUAUACCAGUGGAAGCUGAUUUAAUGGUUUGUAUGUUAGGCGUUUGUGCUAUAAAUCGAAGUUCCUGUGUUUAAUCUUUGUUGGUAUAGUCGUGGAUACUCACUAUUAAAGAAUCCCAUACCAGAAGGAAACGGUUGUCCAAUCAUUUCUAGUUUUCAAAGGUUAUUUAACUAAGAUCAGUCUGUGAUAUUAACUAUGAAAUUGAAAAACAACCGCCAUAUAAACACCCAUAGUGAUAAUUUAAUAAAUGACUGAGGUGAGGCAUUAUGUGAUUUUUGGGUAUGUUCCGAUGUACUUUGUUGUACAGCAUCAAUACUUCAUUUAGUCGGUAUAGCAUUAGAUCGUUACUGGGCUGUAACAAAUGCAGAAUAUAUUCGUCGAAGAACAGGUCGUCGAAUAGGUAUUAUGAUUGGAAUAUUUUGGUUUUUAUCUGUAUUAAUUUCAAUUCCAGCAAGAUUUCAUACUACAAGAUCAUAUAAUUAUGGUAGUUAUACAUCUGAUUUAAAUUUAAAUGAACCACCAAGUUGUCGAAUUAAUCAAGAACAUGGUUAUACAGUAUUUUCAAAUAUUGGUGCAUUCUAUAUGCCAAUGAUAUUUAUUAUAGGCAUAUAUGCAAGAAUUUAUCAAGUGGCUAGAGCACGUAUUAGACGUUCAGCAUUUAAACAAUCAGGAACAAGUAAUUUAUGUAUGAGUCAAUGGAAGCAACCACAAUCUAAACAACAACAACAACAACACCGUCAAGAUUUAUUCAAACAUCAUUUAAACACAUAUUGGUGUUAUUGUUGUCGAGAUAACAAAAAUAGAAACUCUGUUAAAUUAGUUCCUGCUAGAAAUAAUCCUUAUUUAAAUAGUAAUAAUAAUACUAAUCAAGAGAAUCCAUCAUCAUCACAAGUAGCCGAUACAGAUUGUACAAUGAUUGGAAGAAAAACAAUUACUCUUACAGAGAUACCAACCAUAGUAAUGAUGAAUAAUAAACAUACUAUUCAUUAUAACAACAAUCAAUUUAAUAAUAAUAAAGUAUCUACUAUACCAUAUGUAGAUGACAUGGAAACUAAAUCCAAUUAUUACCAGUCUAAUGAUAAUAUGAAUAAGAAUCCUAAUUAUACAAAAUCUAUUCUAUUACAUUAUUGUCAUAAACAACAUUCUAUUAAUACUGAUUAUACAUUGAAUGAAUAUAAACAAAUUAAAAGAUUUAAUUCUUUCAAUGACAUUAAUUAUAUAAUUAACUUUGAUUCAUUUAAACAAACAUUAUUAUCUAAAUAUAGAUAUUCAGCUCCAUCAAUUCUUAUACAUUUAAAUAAUUCUAGUACAUUUUUCACUGAAAUAACUAAUUCCAAUUCUCAAUCUAUUGAAUCAUCUAUAGAACAUACAAAUUCAAUUAUAUGGUCAUCAUCAUCAUCAACAUCAACAUCUUCUUCUUCACCAUUACCAUCAACACCAUCUUCAUUUUCAGAAUUUUCAUCUUAUCGACAACAAAAUCAUCAUCAUCAUCAUCACCAUCAUCAUCAUCAUCAUCAUAAACAUCAACAUAAUCAUAAUCUACAUCAUCGUAUUCAUCAUCAUUCUCAUAAACGACUUCAUAAAUCUAAUAAAAAUGAUAAACGGAAUGGAUUAAAACAAUCAAGUAAAGUUCAAAAUCACUACUUAAAUAAACUGAAAUGUUUUUAUCCAUGUUGUUCUUGUACAUCAACUUCUUCAAAUCAUCAUCCUCAAUCGUAUCCAGUCAAUCAAUUGAAUUUAAUACAAGAUAAAAAUUUAAUCAUAAAUCAUCGGAAACAUUUAUCAUAUUGUUGUAUAGAUAAACAUAAAAAUUACACAUCAGAUUACGUAACUUCGAGUAAUAAUAAUGAAUUGUAUUUACAGUCAAUAGAUCGAACUUCUAAGCUAUCACAUUCAUAUUAUAAACAAAAUACUAUUAGCCCGACUAUCACUACUACUACUACCAUAAUUAACUAUACUAAUAAUAGUAAUAAGAAUAAUAUGAGAACUGGUAAUAAUUUCUCAUUGAAACCAUCAAAGAACCAAUUGAAUUUACGAAAAAAAUUCUGUCAUAUGUUUAAUUUACAUGGUAACAAUAAUAAUAAUAAUAAUAAUAAUAAUAAGCAUCAUAUAGUAAGUCAAUCUACAUCCAAUUUACCAUCUAAUAUUAACUCAGAUACAAUGACAUUAACUACAACUAAUCAAAAUAAUAAUAAUAUAAAAAUGCAAUUACUUACCCCAACCACAUUAACAUUAAAAGAUGAUGAUAUAACUAUAACAUCUAAUUUAAUUCCAAUACAACAAACACAAGUAAAUCGUGAACGUUUAGAAGCUAAACGUGAACGUAAAGCAAUAUUAACAUUAGCUAUUAUAACUGGAUGUUUUUUAUUAUGUUGGUUACCAUUUUUUAUUGUUGCAUUAAUAUCACCAUUUAUAAAUAAUUUAAAUAUAACAAAAUUUGGUCAAAGUAUGAUAUUAUGGUUAGGUUAUUCUAAUUCAUUAUUAAAUCCAAUUAUAUAUACAAUAUUUUCACCAGAUUUUCGUAAUGCAUUUAGAAAAAUUUUAUUUGGACGGUAUAAUUUACGUUCAUUAUCAAGAUAAUUAAUUAUGUUAUUAUGAAUAUUAAUAAUAAAAAUGAAGAAAAGAAAAAAGAAAAGAAAAAAGAAAAAAAAUAGAUAAAAGAAAGUACUCUCUUUGGGUUGUAAAUUUCCCCCCCCCAUAACCAUACAAUAAAAAUUUAUGGAAAAAAAUCAAUAAAUCAAUAAAUAAACAAACAAACAUACCAUAAUCAGUUUCUUUAUGAUUAUUUGCACUAAUCUGCUUUGUUUUAAUUCACGAUAUCUACAUAGAUACUAUGAAUUUUAAUACUUUGAAGAAGGUUAUCAUUUGAGGGGUUAUGAUUUUUUUUUGUUUUUUUUUUAACAAUUAUAACGAAAACAUUCCAUAUAUCAUAAAUAUGUAUAAAGAUGAUCCCGAUAAUUAAUAUAAUGUAAGAGUUCAUAACUGACUAUUAAGAAUAUACCUUCAAUUAAUAGUUGAAUUUUAAUUUCUAUAUAAACUUUUGAAGAAAAUAAAAGUAAAGUGUAAAUGUGUUUGUUUUUACCCCCCCCCAAACCGUUUUGCUUAAUUUUACAUGCAUAUACAUGUAUAUGCGACAUGUAUUCCCUCUUUUUUUUUUAGCUUUUCCAUGCCUUAUUUCAAUGUAUGCCUAUAUUUAUAAGGAUUGCUCUCUUUCACUCCCUUUCUCUAUAUAUAUAUAUACACAUAUUAUAAUGUAAUUUAUCACAGUAUAUCAUUGUAAAAUGCAGAAUAUCUGAUAAGUUCUUUAUUAACUUGUUAAUUGUUGUGAAUUGUUCUUUUUUCUUUUUUUUAUUGAUAAAAUAAACAUAAGGAGUUAUGGUCAAUCUAAUCAGUUUGUUCUAUGGUUGUAAGCAAGUGUACAUGUAGGGACAAUCGAAUGUAUUUUUUAACACAAAAUCUUAGUAAAAUCUGAAAACCAU
Messenger RNA from Schistosoma rodhaini, 3739 nucleotides. Lineage: Eukaryota; Metazoa; Platyhelminthes; Trematoda; Strigeidida; Schistosomatidae. The record is from the annotation of a GenBank genome assembly.